Molecule: messenger RNA, 1284 nt
Organism: Camelina sativa (false flax)
Lineage: Eukaryota; Viridiplantae; Streptophyta; Magnoliopsida; Brassicales; Brassicaceae
Product: DNA mismatch repair protein MLH3-like
Biological process (GO): mismatch repair
Cellular component (GO): mismatch repair complex
Molecular function (GO): ATP hydrolysis activity; ATP-dependent DNA damage sensor activity
Source: RefSeq, a predicted model, not a curated record
UUCGUAAACCUAAUUAAAUUAAAGUUCUCUCUGCUCUGCUCUGCUCUCAUCGUCUUCUUCCUUGAGAGGCGAUUUGUUGAUUCACUCCCGACGAAAUCAAGUUCAAGAGAAGAAUCAAUCAAUCUCUUGCGAGGAGAGAUCCACAGUCUCUAGAUAAGUUCUCUUCGCUUAUUUUAUAUGAGGAUUUCUAGAUCUUUCUUUGCCUUUUUUGAUUUUAUCCCGUUUUAGGGUUUUCAAUUUCCGUCGUAUUGACUCUGUUUUGUUCUUUUUAUCCUUUAGCGACGAUCAAUCACUUCCCAGUUCCCAUGAAAUCGCCAUCUCUAGUCGGGAUAAUUCAGGGGAUGAAGUCGAUCAAGCCUUUGCCUAAGGGUGUUCAUCACUCCAAGCGUUCUGGAAUUAUGAUGUUUGACAUGACGAGGAAGGUCGUGGAGGAACUCGUGUUCAACAAUCUCGAUGCGACCAAGGUUUCUAUCUUCGUGGGUGUUGUUUCGUGCUCUGUCAAGGUUGUGGAUGAUGGAUCAGGCGUUUCCAGAGAUGAUUUGGUUUUGUUGGGAAAAAGAUGCACCACUUCAAAGUUUCAUGAUUUGGAGUCAGCCAGUGAAAAUUUUGGAUUCCAUGGAGGGGCGUUAGCGUUAGCUUCGAUAUCAGAUAAUCUCGUUACUGGAAAUCAGGACAAAUAUAUUGGGAAGCCUAAUGGUUAUCGAAAGGUAUGGGAUGACUUUGAUGCUACUCAAUACUCCUACAUAGUUUGUGUGGCGUUAGGUUAUAAUUAUGGUUUCAAAACAAAAAUCUUACUUCUUUGAUUUUAGUAUUUUCGGUUAAUGGUUUUCAACUUUACGUCUAUUGGGUUUCAAAAUCGUUUACUCUGCCUAUAGUUUUGUGUGUGUCUGUGUUCCUUAUAGGUUUGGUUUUAUCUUGUGUAUCAUACGUUUUUGAUUGCUUGCCAAUUAACUAGUCACACGUUCACUCAUAUGAUGAGCCAUAACUACAAUUGUUAUGUAUUGGUAUGCAAAUACUCCUUGUCUUGUUUCUAUCGAGGUAAUCUAAAUUACCUCUCUGCUUGUCCCUGUCCCUUGAAUGCAUGGGGGUUCCUAGUCACCUUAAAAUACAAAUGCCUCGGUUUGGCUGAGGUAAUAUAAAUUACCUCUCUGCUUGUCCCUGUCCCUACUGUCCCUGUCCCUUGAAUGCAUAUGGGUUCCUAGUCACCUGAGCAAAGAAACAAAUGCCUCGGUAUGGUUGUCCCUGUCCCUUGAAUGUAUUGAGGUUCCUAGUCACCUGAGCAAA